This is a messenger RNA of Suillus fuscotomentosus, 880 nucleotides long. RefSeq lists its product as uncharacterized. Bases 258 to 476 code for a protein of 72 amino acids. Lineage: Eukaryota; Fungi; Basidiomycota; Agaricomycetes; Boletales; Suillaceae. The record is from RefSeq and is a predicted model, not a curated record. The transcript is spliced from 2 exons.
GGUUGGAACUUCCUCCACUGACACGGCGCACACUACCAAACAGUAAUGUACCAUUGCAGUCUUAGUAACAAACUAUACUCUGGCACUGUUCCUCAUUUUCAACAACGCUCUACUUCAAUGUUCUGGAGGUAGGUUCUUUCCCUUCAUAUCGUGAGUUUCAAAUAGAGUGUGAUCUUUUUUCUUCAGUAAAUUCCAACCCUUCCUCGAUCGAUGAUAUACCAGUGGACAUUGAACGACGCAGGCAAUUCUAGACCAAGAUGUUCUACUAUCAAUUCGCAGAAAACGCGAUUCGUCGACUACUUUCAGCGUGUAGACGUCUUGAGGGAUAUAUGACUGGUCAGAUUGAAGACGAAGAGAACAAGGAUGACUCAAAAGUUCUCUGCAGUGAAAUACGGCUGAUAGUCGAAACCUGCGUCAGUUCAUCGAACCAGCUGCUGACACCGUCCUGGGAAACGGUCCUUGACGGAUCAAGGUGAAGACAGAGAUGGUCAUGGCUUCUUAGAUCAAUGCCGUCUUCCUCACCAAGAAACCGGUAGAGGUGCCUAUCCUUUCGCCCCCAUCCUCUGAAGAACCCAGAGUUGUGCUCAAAUGCUCAUCCCAUCCCAACCAUCGGUCAUGAGGUGCCUUUUGCGACACGUCGAGACUCGAGACGCCAUCUACAGGCCCGUUACCUUCUUGUCCUCAUCAUUCAGCUGGAUGAAACUUCAGGUAAUGCAGGCGUCAUCACCAACUCGAAUGUUGUUAUGUUACCGAUCCGUCCCAGUAAGCGGUUUCAUUUUCCGUGUCACAGAGUGGAGCUCAGACACGGAUAAGCGCGAAGCCAGCAGACUGCGAACGACAGCAGCGAUGGAGUGCAGGUGGAGAGUCACGCGAUUUGCUU